GUUUUUCGGGGUGAGGUGGCGCGUUUUGGGGGGACACAUAACUUUUCUCUACGUGUUUGUUUGCGCAUUUUUUUUCUCCCCCCCCCCCCUUCCACGCUGCGGAUGGACGGAAACUAGUGGAGCCCGUGGAGCCGCCUGCGGGGGCUCGGCCGUGCAGUGUUGAAAUCAGCGGAAACGCCUGUGCGGUGCGGUGCGGGGCAGAGUUUCCGCACCACCCACGUCUCAUGUGCGGUUCACUCGCGGAAAAGUUGUGGACAUGUUUUCCCGGAGGUGCACGGUUUUACGCACACGCCGUGCAACGUCGUAGCCGUUUACGCGGCUCUCCUGCGUGCGCGGACUUCGCAACAACUCUUUCCUCCUAUUCUUGAUUCUAAACCCGCCUGUUCGCCAUAUUUGUGCGCAGAGAAACUCGAGGGAAAGUUGUCAGAGUUAUGACACUCGCUGCGCACGAUCCCUCCGCGGGGCUGCACGCAGUCGACUUUGAUCGGAACCAAAGCUGCUCCAUGGAGCUGGGGCUCCGUGCACCAUUGAUGAGAAGGUCUGGCAGCCUGGAGAGGAUGAGAAGAUUGGACAACAAACCUCAGAUCUGAUUCUGCAAGAAGGAGGGUUGCAUGUUCCCCACCCUGCACUUUCCUCUGGGAUUUAUAUUUCCUCCCAAAUACCUCUGUUUACUCAACUAAACAAAGAAUUUCUCGACUGCAGGCCGAGAAAAAACACACUACAGAGGCGAAAACUUCAGAUUUGCACACCCAAUUAAAGACGGAGAGCUGUUACAUUGUCGUUCCUUACAACAUUAGUAUGAGUCUCCCGCCUCAAGUCAACACUGACAAGAGUGGCAAGCAUCGGGCUGCAGCCAUGAAGGAGUCUGUGCAGCAUUCAGGGGAGGUUUACUAUGGUAUGGCACCUCCUACUCUAGAGUCAAGCCACAGUGACUCUGCGAGCAGCUCGGGUGUUUUUAACCCAGAGAAAGGGCCCCCAAGUUUACCACACUAUCAACAGGCUGCUCCAGUAAAGUGGAUACACCAGGACUCCAUUCAGGCCCCCGGCUGGUCUCAGGAAGCCCCCGUGCCAAGCUGGGGGCAGAACUUUGGUCCCUACAUGGGUGGGGUGAACGUCAGAAGUCAGAUGGCGUUCCACAAAGGAGUCCACGAAGGUGUAGCUCUGCCAAUGGGGGGAGAGAAUCAACUGCCCGGACCCACCGAGGUUUAUAGAGAUGCCAACCAGGCACAAGCUCAGGGGAGGGGGCUCGAGUGGGAGCAGCAUGCCGUGGCUGCUAUGCAACAGGCACAGCUGCAAGCGUAUCAACAGGGCCACAAAGGUGUGGAGAUCCAGGGUCAGCCCCACGUGCCAUCUCACACUUUGCAGGGGUCCAUGCUGCAGCCCUUCCAGUCGACAUUUCGACCCAGCAAGCAGCAGUUCUCAUCUGGCUAUUACUCUGUUUUUCCAGGGAACAAGGCAAUGCCGAGCCUGGCCUAUGGAGAGCAACAGAAAAGUCAACAACAACUGCUUCACCAGAUGCAGCAGCAAAAAAUGCAUCAUCAUCACCAGCAGCAUCAACAGCAGCAGCAGCAGCAACAACAACAACAGCAGCAGCAGCAACAGUUGCAGCAACAGCAUCACCUUCAGAUGCAGCAGCAGCAACAUCUGCAGCAACAGCAACACCAAAUCCAACAGCAUCAAAUGCAACAGCAACAACUGCAGCAGAUGCAGCAAUAUCAGCAGCACCAGCAGCUUCAGGGGCGACAGCAACAAAUGCAGCAAAUGCAACAGCAGCGGCAGCUGCAGCAGCAUAAUGUGCCACAGCCAGAUGCAACAACACAACUGCAGGUGCAACCAAAACAGCCACAGACCCAAAACUUUGCAGCUUAUCAGUCUCCUGAUCUGUGUCCACCCGAUGCUGCAUCUAAAAAGGAGGACGUCCGCUCUGUGGAGCCACAGACUCCAACCUCUGACACAUCUGCGGUACCUGAACCGUGUCCCGAAAAGGAUGCCGCAAAUCCUGCAGAGACCUCAGACACACAGCCGGCGGCCCCACGGCGCUCGCGCCGCCUUUCAAGAGAAGGACAGUCCCCACCAGGUCCCCUUUCGACGAACAUCUGGUCUCAAGGUCCCAAAGAGCCUUCAGCGUCCCAGAACGGAGUGGCAGGCGGACAGAAAGGAGGAGAGAGCCAGGUGCCCACAGGAGGCGUCAUCCAGAUCACCCGCAGGAGGAGGAGGGCGUCUAAGGAGAUCAACCUGGAGACUCUUGCACAGACGGCAUCAGAAAGGCAAAAGAUCGUCAAGGAAGAUGGCUCCUCAGGCAGACAGACCACCAUGGUGCCCCUGGUCAUCCCUGUGUCUGUCCCGGUGCACAGGAGCCAGAUGGAUCCUCAG
Paralichthys olivaceus (Japanese flounder) is the source of this 2373-nucleotide messenger RNA. The record is from RefSeq and is a predicted model, not a curated record. Lineage: Eukaryota; Metazoa; Chordata; Actinopteri; Pleuronectiformes; Paralichthyidae.